This is a messenger RNA of Clupea harengus (Atlantic herring), 2596 nucleotides long. RefSeq names its product gamma-glutamyltransferase 1a (gene ggt1a). Gene Ontology annotation, cellular component: plasma membrane. The record is from RefSeq and is a predicted model, not a curated record. Gene Ontology annotation, molecular function: glutathione gamma-glutamate hydrolase. Lineage: Eukaryota; Metazoa; Chordata; Actinopteri; Clupeiformes; Clupeidae. Gene Ontology annotation, biological process: regulation of immune system process; glutathione catabolic process; peptide modification.
AUGGUCAAGAAGUCCCUCGUUGCUGGGCUGGUGGUCUUACUGGUGGCUGCAGUGGGGUUUUUCUUGGGCGUUUAUUUGGGGGUGGGGAACAAGCGGCCCACUGGUCCCACUGAUCACUUCUACUCCAAGGCAGCAGUGGCCGCAGACGCGGGGAAGUGCUCGGAGAUCGGGAGGGACAUCCUGAAGCGUAACGGCUCAGCGGUGGAUGCCUCUAUUGCUGCCCUGCUCUGUGUAGGACUUCUGAAUGCACACAGCAUGGGAAUCGGAGGCGGGCUCUUCUUCACCAUUUACAAUGCAUCCACAGGAAAGGUGGAGACCAUUGAUGCAAGGGAGACUGCACCCAUGAAUGCAACAGAGGACAUGUUUGGUAACAACACCCAGCUGUCUCGCAAAGGUGGACUGUCCAUCGCCAUACCUGGAGAGAUCCGGGGCUAUGAGAUGGCCCACCGGCGGCAUGGCCGGCUGCCCUGGCGGGAGCUGUUUGAGCCAAGCAUCAUGUUGGCACGCUAUGGCUUCCCUGUGGGCAAGGCCCUGGCCAACGCCAUCAACAAGAACAGUGAAUCCAUUCUCAGUGAUGUGGCCUUGUGCGAAGUGUUUUGUGACUCAUCAAAAAACCUCCUGAAGGAAAAUGAUAUUAUUAAAUUUCCAAAGCUCGCCGACACCUACGAAAGAAUAGCUGAGGAGGGGCCCGAUGUCUUCUACAACGGCUCGAUGGCUCAGAGCAUAGUGGAUGACAUCCAGGCAGCAGGUGGGGUAAUCACUCUGGAGGAUCUGCUGGAGUACACACCGGUGCUGAAUGAGAGUCCCCUGAGGCUAAACGUGGGCGAGUACACCAUGCACGUUCCCGACGCCCCCUCCAGUGGGCCUGUGCUGGCCCUUAUACUCAACAUCGUAGAUGGCUACAACUUCUCAGAUAUGAGUGUUUCCACAUCUGAGAAGAAAACUCUAACUUACCACCGCAUUGUGGAGGCCUUCCGUUUUGCCUAUGCCAAAAGAAGCAGGCUUGGAGAUCCACGCUACCUCAAUAUCACUGACCUUAUCCAUAACAUGACCUCAGACUACUUUGCAGACGGGAUCAGGAACAAAAUCACAGAUGACACCACUCACCCCGACAGCUACUAUGAGCCUGAAUACUUUGUCCCUGACAACCAUGGGACAGCCCACCUCUCUGUCAUUGCUGAGGAUGGGAGUGCUGUAGCAGCCACCAGCACCAUCAACCUAUACUUUGGCUCCAAGGUUAUGUCCCGCUCGACUGGCAUCAUCUUCAACGAUGAGAUGGAUGACUUCAGCUCUCCGUACAUGACAAACGGCUUUGGUGUGCCUCCCUCUCCCAGUAACUUCAUUCAGCCAGGCAAAAGGCCUUUGUCUUCAAUGUGUCCCACAAUCAUCUUUGACAAAUACAACAGAGUCAAAAUGGUGGUCGGAGCUUCUGGUGGGACAAAGAUCACCACAGCAACAGCCCUGGUAAUUCUGAACUCUUUGUUUUUUAACUAUGACCUGAAAAAAUCGGUUACCGAGCCAAGAGUUCACAAUCAGCUCAACCCCAAUAUGACAGUUGUGGAGCAGAACUUUGAGAAGAGUGUUCUUGAUGGACUGGCCCAGAAGAACCAUGUUACCGAGUUGCUCAGGACCCCGGGGGCAGUGGUCCAGGCGGUGGUGCGGCAGGGAGACCGGAUCUGUGCCGAGUCCGACCCGAGGAAAGGUGGCUAUCCGGCCGGGUACUGAUUCGGUACUCCUCCCCUCCUUGUCACUUUUUCCCUGUGGAGCUUACCAUCACAAGGCCUUGUCCUGCAUCUCAGCAGAGGAGAAGAAAGAAAGAAAAAUGUACACAACACUGGAAUUUGGGCCAGAGUCGAGAUUACCAAACACCUUCAGGAGAGGAUGAUGAAUCAGCCUUUUUUACUCUUCAUCUCCAUCAGCAAGCCUUCUCAUCAUUUAAACCUAACUUGUUUUGCUCCAAAUGUUGGGAAAUCAGUGAUGGUCUUUGCAGGAAUAAGCUGUUCUUCUUUGUAUUUAUUAAUUUAUUUUCAAUUUAUUUUGUUUUGUUUUUAUUUUUUCCUCCUAUAUUGAUAAAUAUUUAUCAAUAACUUUAGUGACAUGUAUUUAUGACAUUGUGUUUUGAAAAGAGGUGAAGUACUGGAUGAACUGAGAGUGGAGUAGUGAACGUCCUCCGUGACUGACGUGGUAGGAAGACCCUUGUUUGUCUUUGUGGGUGAAUGUGACGAUCAACAUAGAACCGCGAUGUGACCCUCAACAUUAAAUCAUUGUGAGACAGCAUCAGUACAUUUAGAGUACACAAACAAGAAAACAGUACAGACUAUUUAUUACCUGCCUCCUUGAAACUACAAGAUGUUCUUGCAGAACUUUCAAAAUGGUUUGAAUUAUUAACUAUUCAUUAUUCAUGGUUUAUCCACAGUUAAAUGUUGAAUAAGUGAAUUACUGUAAAUGGUUUGCACAGAAGUUAAUGUUCAAAAUAGGGCUCUUCGCUGUUUUUGAAUACAUACACAUAUUUUUUGUACAGAUUCUGGGUUUUUAAUGAAAACAAAUGCAACUUUUCUGUUUUGAGUUUGAAUUUCUUCUCACUUGGACACCUCAC